This is a messenger RNA of Thelazia callipaeda (thelaziosis nematode), 306 nucleotides long. Lineage: Eukaryota; Metazoa; Nematoda; Chromadorea; Rhabditida; Thelaziidae. The record is from the annotation of a GenBank genome assembly.
AUGACGGUGAAGGGUAAUCAACCAUGUUGGGAGCAAGAAUUCAUCUUUGAAACGAACAGAAUUGAUAAUGGCAUGAUGCUGGAGCUUUGGAAUAAAGGUGUCCUCUGGGAUAAACUCCUUGGUUUGCAUUAUUUGACAUUAACAUCAGUGCAGUAUAGUAAUGAAGCUGGGCCAGGCAAAUGGUUGCAAAUUGAUCAAGAAUUACAAACCAGAAAUGGUCAAACAAUUGGAACUAGCGGUCCUACUGGACAUUCAAUCCUUGUCGAUGUACGCUUCGAACUGCCAUAUGGUCAGUGCUUUCUGUAA